CAGAUAGAUGGCGGUGUGGCUUCUCGUCCGCAUAGGAUUGCACCGUUAGACUAGUAAAAGAAGAGAAGUAUCUCAUUGGUCGCUGUUGACAGUCGAUCAGCUAAGAUAUGGAAAUUGAACAGUUUGUGUCCAAGACACUUGAGCUUCUGCAGGAGGAGAGAGAAGCUGAAAUCGAAGAGACCAGGGUAUGGCAGGAGAACAGCUCUCUGAAGGACCUCCAAACCAAAGGAGUGUGCCUGCUAAAACUACAGAUAGCCAGUCAGUCAACGGGGCUGUACGGCCGGACACUAGUGGUUCUGGAACCAAGGAAACACAUGGGGGUGUCAGUUCUUCCAAGUAACGGCUUCGGACCGGGGGACAUCGUUGGUUUGUAUGCUGCCGCUGGAUGCAGUGCGAGUUCCCAGAUCGGGACUGGGAUAGUGACCAAGUCGAGUCAGACAUCUGUCACCGUAGCCUUUGAGGACUGUCAAGAGGACUUCAAUGUUGAAACCGACUCGCUGUACAACCUGCUGAAGUUAGCCAACAAUGUCACCUACAAGCGGAUGACACGUGCGUUGAAUACUUUGAACGGGUACAGCAACGGACCAGCUUCAAACUUGAUAAAUGUUCUGUUUGGUUAUUCAGAACCUGGAUCCCAGUCACAGACAAAUGAUCUGGGCUUCUUCAACCAGGAUCUGGAUGAUUCCCAGAGAGAAGCCGUGUCCUUUGCUCUGUCCCAGAGGGACGUGGCUGUGAUCCACGGCCCGCCUGGCACUGGGAAAACCACCACUGUGGUUGAGGUCAUUCUCCAGGCUGUUAAACAAGGGAACAAGGUCCUGUGCUGCGCCCCCUCCAACGUGGCGGUUGAUAACCUGGUGGAGCGGCUGGCCCGCUGUAAGGUGAAGGUCCUCAGGCUGGGCCACCCCGCCCGGCUGCUGGAGUCCAUCCAGAAACACUCUCUGGACGCCGUGCUGGCCAAGAGUGACAACACUAACAUCAUCUCUGAUAUCCGGAAGGACAUGGAUAAGGCUUUGAUGGGGAUCAAGAAGACGCGUAAUAAAGGUGAACGUUUUAGUUUCAAACGAGAGAUCGGGGAGCUGCGGAAAGAGCUCCGAUCCAGGGAAGCAACGGCCAUCGGUCAGGUCCUAAAAAGUGCAGACGUGGUGUUAUCAACCAACACAGGGGCCUCCAACGAUGGGCCCCUUAGACACCUGCCCCCCGGCCACUUUCACUGGGUGGUGAUAGACGAGUGUGCCCAGGCCCUGGAGAGCAGCUGCUGGAUCGCUCUGCUCAACGCACGCAAAUGCAUCCUGGCUGGGGACUACAAGCAGCUCCCCCCCACCAUCAAGUCCCAAACCGCUGCGUCGAAGGGCCUGGCAGUCAGUCUGAUGGAGAGACUGAUCCAGAAGUUUGGGGCCUCCGUGGUUCGCAUGCUGACGGUCCAGUACCGCAUGCACCACCUCAUCAUGGACUGGGCCUCCAGGGAGAUGUACCAGGGGCGUCUGACCGCACACAGCUCAGUGCAGGGCCACCUGCUGAAAGAUCUACCAGGAAUUGCAUGCGUCGAGGAGACCAGCACCCCCCUGCUCCUCAUCGACACGGCGGGCUGCGGGCUGAGCGAGAUGGAGGUCACAGACGAACAGUCCAAGGGCAACCAAGGGGAAGUGGACCUUGUGGAACUACACAUCAUAUGUUUGACGGAGGCUGGACUAAAACCUCAAGACAUCGCCGUCAUUGCUCCAUACAAUUUACAAGUGGAUCUUCUGCGCCAGAGGCUCUCUGGACGGUAUCCAGCCCUGGAGAUCAAGUCGGUGGACGGCUUUCAGGGCAGAGAGAAGGAGGCUGUGGUGUUAACACUAGUCAGGUCCAACCGAAAAGGUGAGGUUGGAUUCCUUGCCGAGGACAGGAGGAUCAACGUGGCGGUGACGCGCGCCCGGCGCCACCUGGCCGUGAUCUGCGACUCCCAGACGGUUCAGAGUCACGCCUUCCUCAAGUCCCUCAUCAGUCACAUGACGGACCACGGCGAGGUCCGCACCGCCUUCGAGUACCUCCAGGACAUCGUGCCGCUGAACUACACUCGCAGCCUGAAGGACGGCAAGACCAAGGCCUCUGCUGCCUCGUCAACCAAGCAGAAGGUCCAACAUCAGGCUGCAGACAAAGAGAACCAAAAGACCCAGACGAAGGCUGCUGGGGGCAGGGUCCCAGAAGACCCGGUGAACCAGAAGCGGCCGCCCACCAAGCCCCGCAUCUUAACCGCAGAAGAGGAGCUGAAGACGCAGACCCGGUCCGCCGAGAUUAGGGAGCAGGUGGAGACUUACCUAAGGGAUCCUUCUCAAGAAGAACUGCGAUUCCCACCGUCGCUCAACUCCCACGACCGCAUGCUGGUGCACCGGAUUUCCGAGGAGCUCGGGCUGGGACACGAGAGCAGAGGAGAGGGUAGAGACCGCUGCAUCACCGUCUCCAGACCUCCUCCUGGGUCCGGGCCGACGCGACCAGAAGAGGAGGAGGAGGAGGAGGAGGAGGAGGAGGAGGAGGAGGAGGAGGAGGAGGAGGAGGAGGAGCAGCAGACGGUAUCGGAGCCACAAGCGGCCACCUCUUCUCAACAACCACCAGGGGAUCUUAAGAGUCUGCACCUGGAGAGGAUGAAGAGGGAGCAGCAGAGACGGGAGGAGGCCGCUCAGCAGAAGAGGCAGGUUCAGGCAGCGAUCGGGAAGCUCCCCACGGCCAAGAAGCCUGCAAAAGGAAAGAGCCGCACCAAAGCCGGGGUCUGUGACAUUGCCGCGGCCGCGGGCGCGGAGGAGGACUUCGACACUCUGAUAUCGGCGGUGCUGAAGGCGGAGAGUGUGUGCAGUCUGGUCAAGUGCAAGGCCUCCGUGCGGCUUCUCGGCCAGCUCUGCCCCUACUGCAACCGACAGUUCUGUCUGGGCCACCACGUACCAGAGGUUCAUGGCUGUGGGGACAAGGCCAAGGCCAACGCUCGCAUGAGGAUCAGCAGGGAAGGCGUUCUGUACGCUGGAAGUGGGAAAAAGGACACUUCUAUGGAUCCCAACAAGAAGGCCUACCUGCAACGUAAGCUGGACUCAAAACUCAAGGACAUGGAAUCUAAAAGGAAACUCAAAAGCAAAGAGAAAAGUAAUUAGUUAUUCUAGUUUAAAAUGUCAUAAAGAUACAUGUGAGAUAAGAUUUGCAAUAUAUAUGAUGGCAGCAGUGAACACAAUCUCUGACUUUGAACACACUAGCAAACAUUAACUGAAGACAUUAACUACUUUGCAAUAAAGCAGUGGUUCUGAAACGGGGGUAAUCUGGAGGACUGCAGGGGGUACUCAUUUAAAUAAAUAAAUAAAAGCAAACUAUGUAUAUUUGUUUCACCCUGAGCAAGUUUUAAUUUGGAAAGCUAGACAAAAGAAAAUUGAGAAAAUGUGAUGGGAUGUGAUUGGUUGAAACAUAAUUCUGACAAUAAGUAGAAAGGAGAAUCUGUGAGAAAGAAGGCACAUCCAGAAUCAAUAAAAUGUUGUCGGUUU
This is a messenger RNA of Gadus macrocephalus (Pacific cod), 3500 nucleotides long. It is a transcript of the gene ighmbp2, whose product is annotated as immunoglobulin mu DNA binding protein 2. NCBI's taxonomy places the organism in Eukaryota, Metazoa, Chordata, Actinopteri, Gadiformes, Gadidae. The record is from RefSeq and is a predicted model, not a curated record. Gene Ontology annotation, molecular function: DNA binding; 5'-3' DNA helicase activity; zinc ion binding. Bases 108 to 3119 code for a protein of 1003 amino acids. The transcript is spliced from 16 exons.